AAAAAAACUACAUAAAUAUACCUUUGACUAAUGAUAAUGAGGAUCUCCAGUGGAAAUAUUUGCAAAUCAAAUUGCAACAUUCUUUACAUGACCAAAAAGCAUAUGGGAUUGGUAGUACUCCCUAUUUCAAAGUGUUUUAAAUUGAGUAAACUAGGAGCUCGUAGAUUCAAGAUCACGAGCUCGUGGAACCCAAGGUACGGCGCCCACUGUUCUUUUGCAGACAGAGCGGUGGCUGAACUCCGAGAGCGGUGGAUGGAAUUCCAAGGGAUCAAGAAUUGGGAAGGCUUGCUUGAUCCACUUGAUGAUGAUCUCCGUAAGGAGAUCUUGAGGUAUGGGAAAUUUGUUGAAGCAGCCUAUCACUGCUUCGACUUUGACAUGUCAUCAUCCACGUACGCCACAUGUGUUUAUCCUGAGAAUUCCAUGAUGCUGACGAACUGCGGACUAGACAAGAGCGGAUACAAGGUCAUCAAGAACUUGUAUGCCACGUGCGCAGUCAAAAUGCCACAAUGGACAAAAAGGACGUUUCCAAACCUAGCGUCCCCGCGAUCCAGCUGGAUUGGUUACGUGGCUGUAUGUGACAACGUGGAAGAGAUCGCUAGGCUCGGGCGCCGCGACGUGGUGAUUGCUUAUCGGGGUACCGCUACCUCAUCUGAAUGGCUCGAGAAUUUACGCACCACAUUAACUUGCUUACCAGAUAAUAUGAUGUCGCCCGACGAAAAUUACGAUCAACCCAUGGUACAAAGUGGACUAUUGAGCUUGUACACAACAAACACCCAAUGUGACCAAAGUUUGCAAGACACAAUUAGAGAAGAAAUUGGCAACAUUCUUGAUAAAUAUAGUGAUGAGCCAUUAAGUAUAACUGUGACAGGACAUAGUCUUGGUGCUGCCCUUGCAACAUUAACAGCGUAUGAUAUUACUACAAAAUUUAGUAAGGCACCCAUAGUGAGUGUUGUAUCAUUUGGAGGGCCUAGAGUUGGAAACAAGAGUUUUCGAUGCCAAUUGGAGAAAAGACGUACAAAUGUUCUCCGCAUUGUCAACUCCGACGACCCCGUUACAAAAGUUCCGGGGUUCGUCAUCAAUGACGUGGCAGAAAAAGGGACUGCCCACGUGGCGUCCACGGGGAUGCCAAGCUGGCUACAAAAGUGCAUGGAGGAUACACAAUGGGUGUAUGCUGAGGUAGGGAAAGAACUUAGAUUAAGUAGUAAAGGAGAUAUUGCCACGUGUCACGAUCUCAAGACAUAUCUACACUUAGUGGACAAAUUUGUAAAAGUGGAUAGUGAUCAAUGAAGUGAGCUGAGUAGUAUAAGUUUUGAAGUUCAAAUUUCAGUAGAGCUAUCUUCUCAUUUUUUUUAGUCUUGAUGGAUAGAAUUAUGUGGUUACACAUAUAUAUAUCCCGUAAAAUAGGAUCACAUGAAUAUAUUUUGAAAUUCCACGGCAAAAAUGUUUGUUGUGUGAAAAAUAUGCACAUUAUUAGAGAAAGGGUUUCCAUUUAUUUUCAAGGAGCCUUACUCUCAUUAUUGCCUAUACUUUA
Messenger RNA from Solanum dulcamara, 1531 nucleotides. RefSeq names its product phospholipase A(1) DAD1, chloroplastic-like. The coding region runs from base 31 to 1287 and encodes 418 amino acids. The record is from RefSeq and is a predicted model, not a curated record. Gene Ontology annotation, molecular function: glycerophospholipase activity. The transcript has a single exon. Lineage: Eukaryota; Viridiplantae; Streptophyta; Magnoliopsida; Solanales; Solanaceae. Gene Ontology annotation, biological process: lipid metabolic process.